Pomacea canaliculata is the source of this 1454-nucleotide messenger RNA. RefSeq lists its product as uncharacterized. The record is from RefSeq and is a predicted model, not a curated record. NCBI's taxonomy places the organism in Eukaryota, Metazoa, Mollusca, Gastropoda, Architaenioglossa, Ampullariidae. Gene Ontology annotation, molecular function: protein binding. The coding region runs from base 144 to 1181 and encodes 345 amino acids. The transcript has 8 exons.
AAGUUAUCGUAGUUUGUGAUACCCUGGUUCUUGAGAACAUCCUGCGCAUUCUAGCUCGCAUGCUCAUAGUCGGGUAGAGCUGUAAAGACAGCAUUCUACUUAGAAAUCAACUCUACCGAGAAGACUCAAAGAACGGAGCUAAUAUGGCCAUGGCGCUGUGGUUUGUUCUGAGUUUACUGUCUCCAUUGACUGUUGGUGCUUCAACCACUCUUUACACAUAUCUACAGACAAGUACAUCUCCACCGUAUACAGUCCCUAUGACUGAGACUACGACUACUUUUGCUCCAAUAGGAACGGUAAAUUCUAAUAUCGCACAAGGAAACGAACUCCAGCUGACAGUCAAUCCAAAUGAGAUCGUUUUGGGAGUGACCCCUGAUCUUACCCUGCAUUGCACACCGGGACUGAAAGAUGACCUGUCCAUUAUCAUGAUGCUUCAGAUUAGUCACCUACUCAACGGAACAAGGACACUCAUCGCUGAUGUCACGCCCUCUGGUACGCGCGUGUCACACGUGCAGUACACCAACGCAAAAGUUACAGGGAACAUACCAAGGUAUGGGGUCGUAGGUGCCUUUCUGACGGUAGCCGUGUCCAGACCUGGAGUCACAGACGGUGGUCAGUACGAAUGCUCCCUCUCAGGCCUUGACUCCACAGAGCUGCUGACGACCAAAAGUGUCACAACAGUCGUGUCUGUUCUCGAUCUUAACGAAAUCUCAUCGCAAAUCAGGGAACUCAGACAGGAAGUGAGCGAAGGAGCCAGAAAGUACGAGCAACUGGAAGAAGAAGUGCGUAAACUGGAGACUGCACGAGGUGUUGCCUUUGCGGCAUUCCUGUCCAUUGAUGUUGAUGCUUCCAGAGGGCGACUUCUCUUCGACAUGGAGACUGUAGACACCAGAGACUCAUUUGCUAGUGGAGCGUACAUCGUGCCCGAAGCAGGAAACUACCUGCUAGUCCUGCAGAUAGCGGUCAAAGCCGGAGGUCACAUAAUCGCUGACCUGCGUCACGACGGGAGGCCACUCGGCCGUGUCAUUGCCAACGGAUGGUACGAGGACGGGCAAGCCAGCACAUCUGUCAUCGCGCUGCUGAGGCAAGGAGAGAUAAUUGAUGUAGAAGUGGUGCAGCAUUACAACUCAACUAGGCUGUUGAGUUCUCAAGCCACCUUCCUAUCUGGUCGCAUGUUGUGAGUUAUCUCCCUUCCCACCCAACGCAUGACCUGUUGUAGGUUUUCGUACACAUUUUACACAUUUCUGGAUUUGCUAGAUUACUUUGAUUACCUGUUUGAAAUAACUAUUUCUCUUUAGCUAAUUUGUCGAAAAACUGUGUCUUUAAAAACAAAUUAGUAACAUUUUCAGAAGUGGUAACAUUGGUUCCCAGUCACUUAAUCCCCAGACACUUCAUCCCCGACACUUAAUCCCCGAUACUUCAUCCCCUAGACUUUUAAUCCCUAAGCACUUCAU